Molecule: messenger RNA, 1554 nt
Organism: Colletotrichum orchidophilum
Lineage: Eukaryota; Fungi; Ascomycota; Sordariomycetes; Glomerellales; Glomerellaceae
Exons: 3
Coding region: 1-1554 (517 amino acids)
Biological process (GO): transmembrane transport
Molecular function (GO): transmembrane transporter activity
Source: RefSeq, a predicted model, not a curated record
AUGCAAGACACUCCAAGGGCGCCAGCCCUCGUCUCAGACGCAGAAAAGACGCCCGACAUCAACAUCCAAACCCUCGGCAUUUCGCCGGCCGACCUCCCCAUCGACAACGACGACGAGACCCUGCAGAGGAUCCCCUGGUCCUACAAAUGGAUCGCCCUCCUCUGCGUCGUCUCUCUGCCCAUCGGACACACCUGGACCGGCUCGGCCCUGGGCCCGCUCAAGAACACGCUGCGCAACGAGCUCGGCGUCAACAACGCGCAGUUUGGCGUCAUCAGCAGCGCCGACGCCUUUGUCAACACCGUGUUCCCCAUCGCGGGCGGGCUGGUGCUCGACUGGUGGGGGCCCAACCUCGUCACGCUAUGCUGCACCGCCGUGAUCCUUGUCGGGUCCGUGGUUGCUGCGGCGGGCGUGCAGGUUGGGCUGUGGAGAGUUCUCGUGAGCGGGCAUGUGCUCAUGGGGUUCGGUAUCGCGGUGCUUGAUUCGGCUACGCAAAAGUUCUUCUACCACUGGUUCGGCGCAUCAGGCCUCGCCUUCGCCUUUGGUCUCGAAAGUGCCAUUGCCAAUACCAUAAGUCUCGUCUCGGGCAUGGUAGCCAUCCCCAUCCGUGACGGAACGGGCUGGUACGGCUGGACCUUUUGGAUCCCCGUCUUCUUCUGUGGCUUCUCCCUGGCGGUGAACGUGGCCUACGUGACCUUUGAGCGCCUCGCCGUCCCGCCACGCUUCCGACUGACAUCAGGUCGGGCCCAAGCCAUCGCUGAGCAGCAGAACCUGUCGGACCGGCGCCGUUUCUCCUGGGACGCGCUCUUCGCCCUGCCCUGGGCCUACCUCAUGCUCCCCGCGACGCAGCUGCUCCAGAGCGGUGCCGCGGGCGGGUUCAGCACCAGCUCGGCCGACAUCAUCUUCAUGAAGGGGUACACGGAGGCGGUGGCGGGCUAUCUUUCCACGGCGCAAAAGAUCUUGCCCAUCGUGCUGAGCCCCUUUGUCGGCCUCGCCAUCGACAAGUACGGACACCGGUUCCACUACGUGGCGGCGGCGCCUGUGCUGUGGAUUAUCGCUUGCUCCAUGUUGGGUUUCACAGACGUCCACCCGCUCGCGGCGCUCGUGUUUUCCAGCUUGGCGGGCGUGAUCAACUCGAUGCCCUUGCAGAUCUGCAUCCCGCUCCUGGUGGCCGACCAAGCAAAGAUUGGAACGGCGUUUGGGGUGUGGCGGGCUUUUAACAACUCGGGGUCGACUAUUAUGGAUGUCGUCUUUGGCGCGCUCCAAGACGGUACGGAGGGGAACGGGUACUCCCAGGUCCUGACCGUCGCGAUUGCCAUCAAGGCUUGGGCUUUUGUUUUGGGGCUGUCGUACAUCUUUGUCGAUUAUCGGUUCUUGGGCAAGGGCAUGACCUUGACCAGGAAACAGAGACAGGCGAGGGAGGCUGUGAUUGUGGACAGACAGGCGGACCCGUUGACGAGACGGACGUCGAAGAAGUGGUUCACUACUUUGACGUUUGGCCUACUGAUUGCCAUCAUUGCUAGUGCUUGGGCCGUGUUUGUGAGAUAUUUGAUUUGA